Messenger RNA from Odobenus rosmarus divergens (Pacific walrus), 2560 nucleotides. RefSeq names its product v-akt murine thymoma viral oncogene homolog 3 (protein kinase B, gamma) (gene AKT3). Gene Ontology annotation, molecular function: ATP binding; protein serine/threonine kinase activity. The record is from RefSeq and is a predicted model, not a curated record. Lineage: Eukaryota; Metazoa; Chordata; Mammalia; Carnivora; Odobenidae. Bases 47 to 1486 code for a protein of 479 amino acids. Gene Ontology annotation, biological process: protein phosphorylation. The transcript has 13 exons.
CACAAAGUAGCAUUUCUCCACGUUGGGGGCUCAGAGGGGAGCCAUCAUGAGCGAUGUUACCGUGGUGAAAGAAGGCUGGGUUCAGAAGAGGGGAGAAUAUAUAAAAAACUGGAGGCCAAGAUAUUUCCUUUUGAAGACAGAUGGCUCAUUCAUAGGAUAUAAAGAGAAACCUCAAGAUGUGGAUUUACCUUAUCCCCUCAACAACUUUUCAGUGGCAAAAUGCCAGUUAAUGAAAACAGAACGACCAAAGCCAAACACAUUUAUUAUCAGAUGUCUCCAGUGGACCACUGUUAUAGAGAGAACAUUUCAUGUAGAUACUCCAGAGGAAAGGGAAGAGUGGACAGAAGCUAUUCAGGCUGUAGCAGACAGACUUCAGAGACAAGAAGAGGAGAGAAUGAAUUGUAGUCCAACUUCACAAAUUGAUAAUAUAGGGGAGGAGGAGAUGGAUGCUUCCACAACCCAUCAUAAAAGAAAGACAAUGAAUGAUUUUGACUAUUUGAAACUACUAGGUAAAGGCACUUUUGGGAAAGUUAUUUUGGUUCGAGAGAAGGCAAGUGGGAAAUACUAUGCUAUGAAGAUUCUGAAGAAAGAAGUUAUUAUUGCAAAGGAUGAAGUGGCGCAUACUCUGACUGAGAGCAGAGUAUUAAAGAACACCAGACACCCCUUUUUAACAUCCUUGAAAUAUUCCUUCCAGACAAAAGACCGUUUGUGUUUUGUGAUGGAAUAUGUAAAUGGGGGAGAGCUGUUUUUCCAUUUGUCGAGAGAGCGGGUGUUCUCCGAGGACCGCACACGUUUCUAUGGUGCAGAAAUUGUCUCUGCUUUGGACUAUCUACAUUCCGGAAAGAUUGUGUACCGUGAUCUCAAGUUGGAGAAUUUAAUGCUGGAUAAAGAUGGCCACAUAAAAAUUACAGAUUUUGGACUUUGCAAAGAAGGGAUCACAGAUGCAGCCACCAUGAAGACAUUCUGUGGCACACCAGAAUAUCUGGCACCAGAGGUGUUAGAAGACAACGACUAUGGCCGAGCCGUGGAUUGGUGGGGCCUGGGGGUCGUCAUGUAUGAGAUGAUGUGUGGGAGGCUACCUUUCUACAACCAGGAUCAUGAGAAACUUUUUGAACUAAUACUAAUGGAAGACAUUAAAUUUCCUCGAACACUUUCUUCAGAUGCAAAAUCAUUGCUUUCAGGGCUCUUGAUAAAGGAUCCAAAUAAACGCCUUGGCGGGGGCCCAGAUGAUGCAAAAGAAAUUAUGAGGCACAGUUUCUUCUCUGGAGUCAACUGGCAAGAUGUUUAUGAUAAAAAGCUUGUACCUCCUUUUAAGCCUCAAGUAACAUCUGAGACAGAUACCAGAUAUUUUGAUGAAGAAUUUACAGCUCAGACUAUUACAAUAACCCCACCUGAAAAAUAUGACGAGGACGGCAUGGACUGCGUGGACAACGAGCGGCGGCCACACUUCCCUCAGUUCUCCUACUCCGCCAGCGGCCGCGAGUAAGGCCCCCGUCCCGCCCCUUCACUGUCGUCCCAGAUUUCCUCCUCAAGACGAUUCCCGGACAUCACACCAGUCGUAGCUCUUAAAAAGCAGGAGCGCCUCCAGACACCCAGCCCACUCUCACCCCACGAGAACACACAUGGACGCAAACACACUUGUUUGUUUUUGCAUGAAAUUGUAUCUCCGUCUACGGUCUCAUGCCGCUGCUGCUACUGUCUUACUAUUCUAGCAACUUUAAGAGGUAAUUUUACAAUCUUUGGAAGUCAUGAGCCCACCAUUGUUCAUUUGUGCACCAGUUGUCAUCUUUCGGUCUUUUCGUUUUUGUUUUUCCCUAACAGUGAAGGCUAAAUGAGAUACACUGAUUCUAGGUACAUUUUUUAACUUUCUAGAAGAUACAUCGAAAACUAAUUAGACUAAGAAGAUUUAGUUUAUAAUUCAGAACAAGCAAUUGUGGCAGGGUGGUGAUGUGCAUAUGCAGAAUUGUAGGAAGGCCUAAGAGGUCAGUGCGUAUGGUGGGGAUCGCGCACUUAGACCUGGCCGGAAUCCGUAGGGAAGCAUCUGAGAGAAGGACCGAACGACCGUUGAGGUAGAGCGCUAGAUGCACACAUAGUCCCUGAUGGACACUGCACAGGAAGCCCGCUGUGCCACCCGGACGUCCACAUUUCACGGGCGGUCGUUGGCAAGAUGGACACUGCUCUUCCAAGGAAGGAGGCAUAUGCACAGCAGAGGCAAGGUCGCUUACAGGCUCGAUGACACGAUUUGCACCAGAGAGCUUCCCCCCCCCCCCCCCGUGCUUGGAAACCUUUUUCCCUUCUUGAUAUUUAUCACCUCUGAUGGCUGAAGAAUGUAGACAGGUAUAAUGAUCCUGCUUUUCACCAAAAUUUGUACACCAAGGUAAACAGGUGUUUGCCUUAUUUGUUUUAAGUUUUGACUUUCAGUUCUAUGUGAAUUAGCUUUUUCUCGGAUGUUAAAACUUUGAAUGUCCUUUUAUGAUUUUGUUUAUAUUGCAGUAGUAUUUAUUUCUUAGUGAAGAAAAUUGUGUGUCAUGUUAGCAAAUGCAGCUCCAACUUACAUGAA